AUGUUAGAUGAUGAUGAUCCAGGUCGAUUUACUAAUGAAUCAAGUAUUUCAAAGACAGCUUUAGCUUUUUCAUCUGUAAAUCUAUUUUUUGAUGGAGAUCAUUGUGAUGUUCAUAUUCCUGUUGUUGGAGGUCAUAGUGGCAUGACUAUUGUUCCACUAUUAUCUAAAAUUUCAUCACCUUAUAAUUUCACACAAGAUCAAAUUUCUUCACUAACAAAUCAUAUUCAAUUUGGUGGUGAUGAAGUUGUUAAAGCAAAAGAUAAUACUGGAUCUGCAACUCUUCCUAUGGCAUACACUAUUAAUCUUGAUGCUGAUCAGAGAAGGGCUACAAUUCCUGAACUUAAAGUGAACAUUAAUAAGGGUGCUUCUUUUAUGAUAGAAAAACCAAAAUUGUAA
This is a messenger RNA of Entrophospora candida, 396 nucleotides long. The record is from the annotation of a GenBank genome assembly. NCBI's taxonomy places the organism in Eukaryota, Fungi, Glomeromycota, Glomeromycetes, Entrophosporales, Entrophosporaceae.